Molecule: messenger RNA, 1264 nt
Organism: Chrysoperla carnea
Lineage: Eukaryota; Metazoa; Arthropoda; Insecta; Neuroptera; Chrysopidae
Product: SH3 domain-binding glutamic acid-rich protein homolog
Exons: 2
Coding region: 143-706 (187 amino acids)
Cellular component (GO): cytoplasm
Source: RefSeq, a predicted model, not a curated record
AGAGACACUAUAGGCAAUACGUGUGAUAAACGGGGAACGAGCUUUCCUGUAAAAAAAUUUAUUUUUGUUCUCUUACGGAACAAACAAUUAAGUUAGUUAAAAAUAUUUGAAAAAAAUAGUAUUUAAAUUAAAAAAAGACAAAAUGGUUAUUACUGUGUAUAUUAGUGGUAUCAGUGGCAAUAAAGAGGUUAAAAAACGACAACAAAGAGUACAAAUGAUUUUAGAAUCGAAAAAUGUAGAAUAUGAAGCGAUAGACAUAGCUGAACCUGAUCGACAAGCAGAACGAGAUCGUGUAAAACAUUGUGGACCCAAUCUACCUGCCUUACCACCACAAAUAUUCAAUGGUGACGAAUAUUGUGGAGAUUAUGAUCAAUUCGAUUUAGCAAACGAAACAGAUGAAUUGGAAAAAUUUCUAAAACUUCCUAUUCCAAAUAAUGUAACAAAUACAAAUAUAGUUAACGACACGGAAAGAAUAUCACCGGUCAAAGAAAAUUCUGAGGUACCGACUGAAAAUGGUGAAGGUGAUAAAAAAGAGAAUUCACCACCACCUAAAGAAGAAGAACCUGAACCAGAACCUGCUAAAGUUGAAGAAGAUAAACCUAAAGAAGAUGAAACACCAGCGGAGGAAAAUAAUGUAAUAACGGAAAGUAAAGUUGCCGAACAAGAUGAAGCAACCGAAGAAACUCCUGCUGAUGAUGAAGAAUAAAAUCUAACGAAGGUUUUGGGAUAAUUUUUACGAACUUUUUUUUUGCUACGAAUAUAUUAUAUACAAUUUAAUAAUCUCGACUGUCUCUUUUUAAUGCCAAAUUUUAAUCUAAACAUAAUAUACCAAGAAACAAUAAACAAUGGAACAUGGCGGCGGUUGGGUGAUUUUCAAUUCAUUUUAAAAACUAUUAAUAGUAAUUUUAAUACAUCUCUUUUAAAUUCAUUAGAUCAUUUUAUUGUACGAGAAAUAUGUGAUAAAGAAAUAAACUGCCUGCUUAAGAUAAAACUAAAGUAUUUCUAAUAAAAACAAUGGCACUAAAACAAAUUAGCCUAGCUCAUUUAAUUUUAUUAAAAAACACAUCACACAAAUAUGAAAAUUUUUUAAUCAUUGCUUAUUUAAAAAACAACUCGCUUUUCAUUUUUAAAUCAUUAGAUAAUUUAUUAUUUUUUUUAAUCACUUCAAUUCAACUAUUUAUUCUAUGCAAAAAAACUAGCACAUGUGUAUUUUGAUAAGAGGUUAAAAUAUUCUUUCGUUUUUAUUUUGAAUGGAAAACAAAUC